Molecule: messenger RNA, 1004 nt
Organism: Halteromyces radiatus
Lineage: Eukaryota; Fungi; Mucoromycota; Mucoromycetes; Mucorales; Cunninghamellaceae
Product: RTA1 like protein-domain-containing protein
Exons: 1
Coding region: 51-950 (299 amino acids)
Cellular component (GO): membrane
Source: RefSeq, a predicted model, not a curated record
UUUUUUUUUACUCCUUUCUCGUUCUCUUUUUCUUAACCCAUAAAUACUCUAUGGAAUCAGAUCAAGAAGCAAUUGAUUAUUUUUAUUAUCAACCUAUUGACAUUGUCCCAGAAUUAUUUAUUGCCAUGUUUGCCGUAAUUACAUUAGCAUUUGUUUAUCGUAUUCAUCGGAGCAAGUGUGGUAAAUGGUUAUACAUUUUACCUGGUACAGCAGUAGCAGAAGCCAUUGGGUAUGGAUUUCGAACAGCAUGUGUUUACCAAACCACCCUUGUAAAAUACAUCAUGAUGCAUCUUUUUCUUCUUCUUGCUCCCAAUGCCCUGGCAGUUGUCAACUACAAGACUCUGGCGAAGAUCAUUGCCAUACAGACAGAUCAGCAAAUAAACAUUGGAUCAUCUAUUACCCAUCCAUCUGAUCCAUUUUACCUUUCUCCUAAAUUUAUAACUCGACUCUUUUUUUCUAGUGACAUUCUUUCUUUCUUGCUUCAAGGUAUAGGUGGUGGAUUACAAGCAAAACAUGAUGAUAUGCAAACCAUAGGUCAGAUCAUCAUUUUAAUUGGCAUCGCUAUACAAUUGAUUUUCUUUGCCUUGUUUAUGAUGAUGUCAAUUUAUGUGUAUCACCAAUCAAGAUUUGAUUACCGAGUGGUGGACAUCAGAUCCCUCACACUCGUCGAGAUACCUUGUGCUAAAAAAAAGGUCAUGGCUUGUUUAUUUACGACCAUCGUAUUACAGUAUAUUCGUUUUGUCUAUUGGGUCGUUGACAUCACUACGGGCUAUGAUGGUCCCAUAGCAACCACCGAAUGGACUUUUUACGUGUUUGAUGGUGUUGCCAUCAUUGGUUGUUUUCUAGUUUAUUAUAUCUUGUUCAUAGGCAAUCUUAUACCCAAUAAUGAACAUCUACUUGUGAUUCAUGCCCCCAUUAGUCAGAUUCAAUUAGCUGAUUUAUAUAGAUAAUAAUCUUACUCUUAAUAAUAAUAAUAAAAAAAAAGAUAAUUCAUUUACACUUUA